Molecule: messenger RNA, 637 nt
Organism: Patiria miniata (bat star)
Lineage: Eukaryota; Metazoa; Echinodermata; Asteroidea; Valvatida; Asterinidae
Product: tripartite motif-containing protein 2-like
Biological process (GO): positive regulation of DNA-templated transcription
Cellular component (GO): nucleoplasm; chromatin
Molecular function (GO): ubiquitin-protein transferase activity; zinc ion binding
Source: RefSeq, a predicted model, not a curated record
AUGGCUACAGCUCUAAAAAACAUCGGUCCCCAUCUUGAAUGCAUCAUCUGUGCAGACAAAUAUAAACAGCCCAAGGUGCUGGAUUGCAUGCACAGUUUCUGCCAGAAAUGUUUGGAGCAAUACUACACUAGCAGGUAUGCAGGUCAGCAAACAAUUCCUUGCCCUGUAUGUCGACGGGAGACAGUACUUCCAGAGACAUGCAUUGAAGGACUGAAAACAAAUUUCCAUUUGAUGGGAAUAGUUGAGGAGGUCUCACUCCAAGCACAGGUGGCUAGUUCAGUGAAAAAAACACCAGAAGAAGAUGAGUCUAAAUGCCAGAAACACAGGGGGGAAUUGAAAUGGUUUUAUUGUGAGACAUGUGAAGAGUUAAUCUGCCGAGCUUGUACUGUAGUAGACCACCGUGAACCAAAACAUCACUACAUUGACUCUAGAGAGGCUUCUCGCAAAUACAAACAGUCACUGAAAGAUAUGUUGCCAAAUGUCACCACCGGCAUCAAAAUACUUCAAAAGGCUUUGGCCACUUCAUCACAAGCUAAGCAAAAGUUCACACAGAACGUCACAAAGACUGUGAAAGCUGUGAAAAACAAAGCGGAUAAAAUGAGAGCUGAGAUAACAACUCAAGAGACAAAGAUGAUUG